Messenger RNA from Ilex paraguariensis (yerba mate), 1350 nucleotides. The record is from the annotation of a GenBank genome assembly. Lineage: Eukaryota; Viridiplantae; Streptophyta; Magnoliopsida; Aquifoliales; Aquifoliaceae.
AUCCUUUGGGCACUUCCAAUUUUGGCUUAUUCAUUAAGCUGACAGACCCUUUCUACCUUUAUCUCUGACGAUCAAACGCGCCUGGCACUUUCCUCAUCUUCAGCUGGUCUCACUGCUGGUCGGAAUUUCCUUCGAAGCUUCAUAUAUGGCUGCUAUCGCCUUCAACUCCGUCACAACUCCGGCCAAAUUCGCAUCACGCGGUCCAUUUUGUCGCCAAAUCUACCAAUUUCGCUUUCCCUCCAGCGUUCGAUCUUGUCCUCUCCAGCCAAUCCCUGUCUUGCAGUGCCGUUGGUCCUCUUCCUCUCAUUCCUCAGGUGCUAGAGUUCAGGUUGCGGCGGUGGAACAAGCAGAUGUUGAUGGCGCACGGAAUGUUGAAACUCCUGUUGCUGUUGUCACUGGAGCUUCUCGAGGGAUUGGGAGAGCUAUUGCAUUAACUUUGGGGAAAGCUGGUUGCAAGGUCCUGGUGAACUAUGCCAGAUCAUCCAAGGAGGCUGAAGAAGUUUCCAAAGAGAUCGAGGCAUGUGGCAGCCAAGCUCUUACUUUUGGGGGUGAUGUUUCGAAUGAAGAUGAUGUAGAAUCAAUGAUUAAAACAGCAGUUGAUCAAUGGGGAACAGUUGAUAUCUUGAUAAAUAAUGCAGGAAUUACGCGGGAUGGUUUAUUGAUGAGAAUGAAAAAGCCUCAAUGGCAGGAGGUUAUUGAUUUGAAUCUUACAGGAGUUUUUCUCUGCACACAGGCUGCAGCCAAAAUUAUGAUGAAGAAGAGAAAGGGUAGAAUAAUCAACAUCGCAUCUGUUGUUGGUUUGGUUGGCAAUGCUGGUCAAGCCAAUUACAGUGCUGCAAAAGCAGGAGUGAUUGGCCUCACGAAGAGUGUUGCAAAAGAAUAUGCAAGUAGAAAUAUAAAUGUUAAUGCUGUGGCUCCAGGGUUUAUUGCAUCUGAUAUGACUGCCAAGUUGGGUGAUGAAAUUGAAAGAAAAAUCUUGCAGACCAUUCCCUUAGGACGAUAUGGGCAACCAGAAGAAGUUGCAGGACUAGUGGAAUUCUUGGCACUAAAUCCCGCUGCUUGUUACAUUACUGGACAGGUUUUCACCAUUGAUGGAGGGAUGGUUAUGUAGAAUCAGUGGUUGGUUGAUACCCCACCACUUACCGGAUCCACCCACUCUACUAUGUAGCAGCAGUGAGCGAGCUAAUCUGGACCUUGAGAGAGUGCAGAGAAUAGACUUUUUUAGUAUCUGCUAUGAACAGUUUUAGAAAUACAAGAGUUUUGGCAGUUUGGAGUUGGGCUUCCAAGUCAGACUUAUUGUUGAACAUUUUUCUCUCUUAUUUCUAUCUAAUUUUACGCCAUGGUACUCUC